UCUCCUCCUGCCUCUCCAGCAGCGCUGCUGCGCUUUACGCUCAGCCGCAUCCAGCCUGGAACAUUCCACAUUUUUUUUAUUUUUGAUUCCGAUAAGACAUUAUUAUGAACAUAUGAAGUGAUCAUUGUGGGACACGGAUGAUUUUUGUUUCGCCGCGUGCUCUUUUUCUCUCUGUUAGUUUCUGCCGCCGAUCACUCAGUGGAAUGAUCUGCCUUUUCUCUCCUGGGUCGUUUCCACUUCAGCAUGGGAACUGCGGUGUCCAGAAGGAAGAGUCUGAGGAGUGAUGCCAUAUCAUCCGUGGCCGCAAAAGUUAGAGCAGCCAGAGCGUUCGGAGAAUACCUGUCCAAUACCAACCCAGAGAACCGCAACGGAGCAGAUCAUCUAUUAUCUGACACCUUCCCCAGUCAGGACUGUGACUCCCCAGACGUCAGCCGCCUGCACAAUAACAAUCUGACACCACAGAGCCACUGCUCACCCAUAGCUAAGCCCACCCAGCCCAGCCAAUCCAACCCCAGUGCUUAUCCACAGUCUCAGGCUCUCCAGACUCAAGCACCUUCGGGCCCCUCCAAACGCCGACUCUCCGCGGAGCGCAGCCUCUCCACAGAGGACCCGCCCGGCGCCAGGGGGCCAGAGGGGGGCGUGGUGGCGAAGCCGGCCAGGGUGUACACCAUCACCAGGCAGGGAGGGAUGACCCUGGGGGGGCGUGGCAGCGAGGAGAGCCUGGAGCUGGAGGUGCUGAAGGGCUCCAGGGAGCAGCCUCUGUCCCAGGCCCCGCCCUCUGCUAGCCAUCACCCGUCCUGCACCAGCCAGCCGUCCGGCACGGCCGCUUGUGGUAGCCAUCACCGUAGUAGUAGUAGCCAUCACCGCAGCAGCAACCCAAACGGCCACCAACAUCACGGGGGCCCGUCGGCGUCAUCGCAGCCGCUGCAGAGCUCGGGCAGCGCUAGCAACAUCCGGGACUGGGGGGUGAGGAGAGGGGGGUCGCGGGACGACUACACCCCAGACUGCGUGACCUGCAUCCGGGCUCCGUGUCAGAGCCAGCGCUCCCUGGACCUGGAGACUUCACCGCAGGAUGGAGGGAAGCCCCGCAAGAAGCUGGAUCGGAUGUACAGCGAGGAGCGAGCGCCGACCGAUGACAGAGAGGACAAUCCUAAUAGCUGGUUCCCCAAAGAGAAUAUGUUCAGCUUUCAGACAGCCACCACCACCAUGCAGGCAAUAUCGGCUUUCCGAGGCAUUGCUGAGAGAAAGAGGCGGAAAAGAGAGCAGGAGGCAGCCACCGUGAUGGAGAGAAACUUCCGUAAACACCUUCGGAUGGUGGGCAGCCGCAGGAUGAAGGUCCAGACAUUUGCCGACCGCCGAGCCAAGAGUUUCAGCCGCUCGUGGAGUGACCCCACCCCCGUCAAGCCUGACUCACUGCAUGACUCCAGAGACAGUGGCGAGCUUCAGACCUCCUCAGGGACUCUAGAUGAAGGGCUGGAUGAGGACGCUGACUGGGAGGAGGAGAGGGAGAUGGAGAGAGCGGCCUGUGAAGGAGAGGACUUCAUCCCUCCUAAAAUCAUGCUGAUAUCCUCCAAGGUCCCAAAGGCUGAAUAUGUUCCCAACAUCAUUCGUAGGGACGACCCCUCCAUCAUCCCUAUUCUCUAUGACCAUGAACACGCCACAUUUGACGACAUCCUUGAGGAGAUAGAGAAGAAGCUGACUGCCUACAGAAAAGGCUGUAAAAUCUGGAACAUGCUCAUUUUCUGCCAGGGAGGUCCAGGACAUCUGUACCUGCUGAAGAAUAAAGUGGCCACCUUUGCAAAGGUGGAGAAGGAAGAAGACAUGAUCCAGUUCUGGCGGCGACUCAGUCGGCUGAUGAGUAAGCUGAACCCGAAGCCCAACCUCAUCCACAUCAUGGGCUGCUACGUGCUGGGGAGCGCCAAUGGAGAAAAGCUGAUUCAGACUCUGAAGAGGCUGAUGAGACCCUCCUCCGUCCAGUUCAAGUCCCCACUGGAGCUGUCUGCAGAGGGUAAAGAGAUGAUAGAGACGUACUUUGACUUCCGUCUGUUCCGUCUGUGGAAAAGCCGUCAGCACUCGAAGCUCCUGGACUACGACGACCUGCUGUGAUUCGACCCGCGCUCCGUUGGCCUGUCGGCCGGAGAUCUCACUUCUAAAGCUGCUGAACGGUGACUGGCCGUUAGCUUGAAGGGCCCCGAGAGGCCCCUAGACGGGCUCUGCGGCAGAGCUGGAGCGGCGAACAGGGUGGCCUGUUCAUUCAGCCAGCGGUCUACUUUUUCUCCCUUAUCCAUUUUUCCUUUCUGCCUAUCUCUCAGAGAAAAAGAGAAAGAGCGGUACAAGAAAAAGGGACUCAUCAUCCUAGCCUAAAUGUGUCAGAAGUCUGGAGUUUAGAGAGGAUGUUAGAUAAAGGAGUGACGGCCGGGCGGAGGAAGUUGUCUGCUCUGUGAAGACGGAGGCUCAUAAGGACGGAAGUCUUUUAUUUUUCAGGUGUGGAAAUGAUUCACAACAGGAUUUAGAGCUUCUGUGUAAAUAAACAAGUGCUUACUGGAGCCUGAGAGAAUAGAUCUCCAGCUCCUCUCUCCAUGCUUUCACUUAGUCUUAUUCCGAUUUAGAGAGCUUUUUUAAAACUCAAACUAAUGUGUUAGUAUUUUGUAAGGACUGUUGAAUUAACUCAGGUUAAAUCCCUUGUUUGAUACUCAGAAUUGUACUCACUAUUGGCAACAAACUGUAGAUCAGAAUGAAGGCCUUGAUCUUCAGGGACGUCAUAUUUUAACGUGUGUGUGAAGAGAGAAGGUUUUCUAUAUUUUCAUAGUCGACUGUAGCCGAACAGACAGAUGUGUCGUCACAUUACAGCUACAUGCUGUCGCUUCACAGCUGCUGAUCCUUUUCAGUGUGUUUGUGUUAGUUGGAGACUCUGACACCAGCCUCUUUACACUGGCAGUGUCUUUAUUACAGUCGCUUAUCUAAGACUUAUCUUGAAUCACUCAAAGUAGCAAUGGAGUGGGGGAGGUUAAUAAUCAUUUCCCUUGGAGGUUUUUUUCUUGGUUUUUUUCUCCUCACCACCAAAUUAUUGCUUAUUAUUCUCUUAAAGGCAGUGAUUGAGCAUUUCAGUGUAGAUCAAAUCAUCUUUCGCUGCAGCUGACGUUUAUUUUGUGCUUAUGUUGAAAAACAGCAACUUAAUACUGCACUUCCAUUAUGAUGCAGAGGUUGAGAUAUCCUGACUUGUAUUCUCCAUCAUUGGUCUAGACGGAAUUGUCCAAAAAGUGAAAGUGAG
Molecule: messenger RNA, 3271 nt
Organism: Centropristis striata (black sea bass)
Lineage: Eukaryota; Metazoa; Chordata; Actinopteri; Perciformes; Serranidae
Gene: nsmfb
Product: NMDA receptor synaptonuclear signaling and neuronal migration factor b
Exons: 16
Coding region: 244-2106 (620 amino acids)
Biological process (GO): positive regulation of neuron migration; regulation of neuronal synaptic plasticity
Cellular component (GO): nucleus; cytoplasm
Source: RefSeq, a predicted model, not a curated record